AUGAGAUCAAAGUAUCAUAGUGUUUCCUAUGAAGUUCGUUACUUUGAAGUAACAUUUCACAAGAAACAUUUGGACAUGGUUUUGGGUUCUUACUUUCCUUACAUUCUUCAAAAGGCUAAGGACAUUGAAGAAGAGAAGAAGAUGGUGAAGCUUCACACCAUUGAUUAUAAUGGAACAGAUUAUUGGAACUCUAUUGUUCUUAAUUAUCCUUCAACUUUUGAUUCUAUAACAAUGGAGCCAGAGAUAAAAGGAAUGUUGUUGGAAGAUUUGAACUUGUUUUUGAGGAGGAAAGAAUAUUAUAAGAGAGUUGGGAAGGCUUGGAAAAGAGGGUACCUUUUGUACGGACCACCAGGUACCGAGAAAUCAAGCUUGAUAGCUGCCAUGGCUAACUAUCUAAGGUUUGAUAUAUAUGACUUGGAUUUGAAAGAAGUGCAAUGCAAUUCAGAUCUUAGGAGGUUGUUGAUCGGAACAGGAAGCAAGUCAAUUUUGGUCGUUGAAGACAUUGAUUGCUCUGUUCAAUUGCACAAUAGGAAGAUGCUGAUGGAACCAAUGAUGAUGAUAAGGUUUCUCUCAUGUUUGCUCCUUGACAAGGCUGUGUACACUCCUGUUGAAGAAAGGUAA
Messenger RNA from Arachis stenosperma, 621 nucleotides. Its product is annotated as AAA-ATPase At5g17760-like. The transcript is spliced from 3 exons. Lineage: Eukaryota; Viridiplantae; Streptophyta; Magnoliopsida; Fabales; Fabaceae. The record is from RefSeq and is a predicted model, not a curated record. The coding region runs from base 1 to 621 and encodes 206 amino acids. Gene Ontology annotation, molecular function: ATP hydrolysis activity; ATP binding.